AGCACAAUGGCGGCGAAACUGAAUCACUUGCAACUUUUUUGUGGUCUGUUAUUUCCUUACAGCAAUAUUGCUACAAAUUAGUCUAACGUUUGCUACAGAGUUAACGUGUGACGACAAUGGCUACAUUUUAUAUGGUCCUUGCGGGUCGAUUUGGAAACCAAGCCGACUACUUUCUGGGGUCUUUGGCAUUCGCAAAAAUGCUGAGUUGCACAAUGGCGGUACAUGUCCCCUACAGUGAGUUCUUCCAGCUAGAGGCCCUGACCCACUACCACUGCGUGGUAAGCCUAGAGGACUUGAUGAAGCAGCUGGCCCCAACACUCUGGCCUAAGGGCAGCCUACUUAGUCAGCUGUCCAGAGGAGUGCAAGACCAGAAGUCCUGCCCCAUGAAGGUUCCCUCCGUCAGAGAGCCCUGUCCUGGUGCCCUGUCCUGGCGCCCUGUCCUGGUGCCCCAGCUCAGUUCCCUGUGAUACAGGAGUAUAUGGGUCUGCAGCAGUAUGUAGUGUAGGAGGGAGGAACAGGAACCAGAUCGCUGCUCAGCUGCCCAGGCCAUAUGUGGACGUACAGCUGAGGAUCGGUUCUGGUUGGAUGAGCUGGGAAUACACACAAAUACACACACUAGGUCCGUGUGGAUCAGUCGAUGAGCUGGGAACACAAAUACACACACUAGGUCCAUGUGGAUCAGUCGAUGAGCUGGGAACACACAAAUACACACACUCAGUCGAUGAGCUGGGAACACACAAAUACACACACUCGGCCCACGUGGCUCAGUCGGUAAAGCAUGACCAUGUGUUAUAACCCCCUCACCAUGACCAUGUGUUAUAACACCAUGACCAUGUGCUUCCCGGAUCUGGCUGAGAUCCGCCGGGCCCUCAAGCUCUGGGUCAAGAAAACCUCUGCCUGUUCUGUUUACAUCGCCACAGUCCCAACUCACUAAGAUCCUAAAGUUCUUCCAAUAAGGUGAAGGUGGUGAGCUUCAAGCCAGACUUGGCCCAGAUGGACUUGUACAUCAUAAGCCAGUCUGACCACUUCGUUGGGAAUUGUGUGUCCUCCUCUUCCUGUUUUUGUCAAACGAGACCGUGAUGUCCAUGCCCGGCUGUGGUCUUUCUUCUUGAAUGGAUUAAGCUGGAAAAUUUAACAAGCAAGACGAGCUGUGAAGAUUUGCCCUUCCUGGGUAGUCCAUGACAUAUUGCUUUUAGAAUGGCUUUUUAAUCAUGGGUGAGGAGGAAGGACAUUGCAGUGUAGGAAUGUGAUCCAUACUCACUAUUACAGUGAUGUGGUGAUAAAAAUGUUUUUAGUCAACUCUGAUCACCAUUCGCGGGGAAUAAAGUAAAGCUCCCAUUUUG
Molecule: messenger RNA, 1343 nt
Organism: Oncorhynchus kisutch (coho salmon)
Lineage: Eukaryota; Metazoa; Chordata; Actinopteri; Salmoniformes; Salmonidae
Product: GDP-fucose protein O-fucosyltransferase 1-like
Exons: 5
Coding region: 117-467 (116 amino acids)
Biological process (GO): regulation of Notch signaling pathway; Notch signaling pathway; protein O-linked glycosylation via fucose
Cellular component (GO): endoplasmic reticulum
Molecular function (GO): peptide-O-fucosyltransferase activity
Source: RefSeq, a predicted model, not a curated record